Molecule: messenger RNA, 1301 nt
Organism: Neurospora tetraspora
Lineage: Eukaryota; Fungi; Ascomycota; Sordariomycetes; Sordariales; Sordariaceae
Product: putative neuronal calcium sensor 1
Exons: 3
Coding region: 366-1019 (217 amino acids)
Cellular component (GO): membrane; intracellular membrane-bounded organelle; cytosol
Molecular function (GO): calcium ion binding
Source: RefSeq, a predicted model, not a curated record
UAUAUCCCUGAGAGGAAAACCCACGGAUCGUCACAGCGAACCCCUCCUCCCACCUUUCGGCGCCAACCCCGUACGCGACGCCAUCCAGAGCGACCCCUUUCCCUCAAAGCACAUCGUGGGACCGCCUUGCGACGACAAAACAGCAUUUGCUAAAUAGCACCGAGUUAUCCGAAAAUGGGCAAAUCGUGAGUGUCCAAGUCCCCCGAACUUUCCGCGACUCUUGCCCCAUCACCACCACCCACCGCCCGGCCGCUUUCUCCGCACCCCAUCAUCAUCAAUACGCACCGCAUACCUGCUUCUCAGUUGUGGAGGAAGGACCGUGAACAGCCUUCUACCCCGUCUUUCUCAUAUCUACAAAUCACACAAUGCCCCUCUUUGGCAGGAGUCGUUCCUCUGCACAAUCUCCCAAAACCGAAAGCAAGAUGAAGAGGCUGACACUAACCCCCACCCGACACAGACAGAGCAAGCUUGAGCGUGAUAAGUUGGAGGAGUUGGAAAAGGCCACCCACUUUGACAAGAAGGAGUUGCAGCAAUGGUAUAAGGGCUUCCUCAAAGAUUGCCCCUCCGGCAUGCUCACCAAGGCCGAGUUUCAGAAGAUCUACGCGCAGUUCUUCCCCUUUGGCGACCCAUCCUCGUUCGCCGACUACGUAUUCAACGUAUUCGACACGGACAAGUCCGGCACCAUCGACUUCAAGGAGUUUAUCUGCGCCUUGAGCGUCACGAGCCGCGGCAAGAUGGAGGACAAGCUCGACUGGGCCUUCCAGCUGUACGACAUUGACGGCGACGGCAAGAUCACCUACGACGAGAUGCUCAAGAUUGUUGAGGCGAUUUACAAGAUGGUCGGCUCAAUGGUCAAGCUCCCCGAAGACGAAGAUACCCCCGAGAAGCGCGUCAGCAAGAUCUUCCGCAUGAUGGACAAGGACGAAAACGGCAGCCUCGACAUGAAGGAAUUCAAGGAGGGCAGCCAGCGCGACGAGACAAUCGUAUCCGCCCUCUCCUUGUACGAUGGUCUCGUUUAAGCCUUUUCUUUAAUUUCAUCACAUCAUUCGAGUUUUUCCUUAUAAGAGGAGCAAACGGCGCGCAACGGUCUUCUGAUAAAGCAAGUCAUUAAGAGAAGGUGAAGCAGGAGGGAGGAGCAUGGUUUGAUGUGUGUUGCGGCCCCAGCAGGCGGGCUUCAUAUUUCCGGAGAAACAAGAGCUGGGAGUUUACAAAAGGGUGAAAAACAAAGAGGAAUCAGUUGUUGUUCGUUCGGAAGCGAGAUAUCCCAGGGAAGAGCGUGAUAGACCAGAGAAAUGGUUGCG